Molecule: messenger RNA, 1299 nt
Organism: Penicillium brevicompactum
Lineage: Eukaryota; Fungi; Ascomycota; Eurotiomycetes; Eurotiales; Aspergillaceae
Product: zinc-dependent alcohol dehydrogenase
Exons: 5
Coding region: 1-1299 (432 amino acids)
Molecular function (GO): zinc ion binding; oxidoreductase activity
Source: RefSeq, a predicted model, not a curated record
AUGUCUACGUCGAUCACCACAGACGUUAGUAACUAUGAGGCCCGGGGAUAUGGCGACCCAAGCCAUAGUAUGAAAGCCCUGACCUGGCAAGGGAAGAAUUUGGUUAAAGUUGUGGAGACGGCUCGCCCGAAGAUCAUCGAUGAAGGCGAUAUCAUACUUAAGGUGACGGGCAGCACUAUUUGUGGGAGUGACUUACAUCUGUUCCACGAGGCCAUCCCAGAUCUCCAGAAAGGUGAUAUCCUCGGCCACGAGUUCUGCGGUAUCAUCGAAAGCGUGGGGCCCGCGGUCAAAAAAGUUAAAGUUGGCGACCGCGUGGUAGCAUCCUUUCAAAUUGCCUGCGGGCAGUGCUAUUAUUGCAAAAAGAAGUUGUCGUCAAUGUGUGAGCGGACGAAUUCGAGCGAGGCGGCUGAAAAGCUCUAUGGGCGUCGAACAGCUGGUAUGUAUAUUUGGAUACUCCCACUUCACAGGGGGUUUGCUGGUGGGCAAGCGGAGUAUGUUCGUGUCCCUUAUGGUGAUGUGAAUCUCCUUCAGCUGCCUGACGACGUCCCUGACGAAAAGGGGCUUUAUCUUUCAGAUGUGCUAGCAACAUCUUGGAACGCCGUUGUUGAUACAGGUGUUGAGAAGGGUGACACUGUUGCAAUUUGGGGAGCUGGCCCGGUUGGACAAAUGGCAGCUGAAUUCAGCUUCUUUCACGGUGCCAACAGGGUUAUACUUAUUGACGGCGGCCAUGGAAAAUGGCGGUUAGACUUUGUCAAAAAGAUUCUACCUCAACUCGAGACAAUCGAGUAUACGAAUCUCCCAAACGGCGAGUCUGUCACCUCAACUCUGAAGAAAAUGUGCGACGGCCGGGGGCCUGAUGUGGCGAUUGAGUGCGCCGCUGGUGAGUAUGCGAAAGGAUGGGCUCAUUACUUUGAGAGAUUGCUAGGGAUGGAAACAGACACGCCUGAGCUCAUUAACGAGAUGAUUACCUCCGUCCGAGCGUUCGGGCGCUGUGGUGUCACGGGCGUAUAUGCCGGUUAUUGUGAUCACUUCAAUAUCGGAUCCUUGAUGGAGACCGGAAUCCGUCUCAUUGGCAAUGGACAAGCUCCUGUUCAAAAAUACUGGGAAGAUCUCUUGAAGUAUGUUCAGCAGGAAAAGAUUCAUCCUUUGCAUAUGGUCACCCACCGGUUCAAGCUCGAGGACAUGGAGACGGUCUACGACUUGUUCAAUAAGCGUGAGCCAGGUAUGCAGAAGGUUUUUGUCCAAACAAAGUUCUCCGCUCCUCCAGCACGUGGGACACCUUUGUUAACCGAACUCUGA